AUGCAGGCGACGACGACGACCAAGGCGGGGCGCAACGGCGAUCGCGCCGGCGCAGGCGCCGAAGGCCCCGCCGCGAUGAGGGCGACGGAGGGGAGGGGCGCCGGCGCCGUGGCAGCACGCAAGGUUGCGGACCCGCGUGGCAUGUCGGCCGUGGAGGCCAAGGACUCCCUGACCAUCGUCGCGCUGCAGUCGCCUGUCACCGUCGAGCGCCCCGUCCGCGGCGACCUCGAGGAGCACGUCCCAAAGCCAUAUCUGGCGCGAGCACUGGCGGCGCCGGACAUCUACCACCCCGACGGAACCACCGACGAUCACGAGCACCACCACCUCAGCGUGAUGCAGCAGCACGUCGCCUUCUUCGACCGCGACGACAACGGCAUCAUCUAUCCGUGGGAAACCUACGAAGGGUGCCGUGCGCUUGGAUUCAACAUGAUCAUGUCUUUCCUCAUCGCACUGGUCGUGAACGUGGCCAUGAGCUACCCCACACUGCCCGGCUGGCUGCCGUCCCCUUUCUUCCCUAUCUACAUCCACAACAUCCACAGGAGUAAACACGGGAGUGACUCUGGUUCCUACGACAACGAGGGCCGGUUCAUGCCGGUGAAUUUCGAGAACAUCUUCAGCAAGUACGCACGCACGUCCCCUGACAGGCUCACCUACAGGGAGGUGUGGCAGAUGACCGAGGGGAACCGCGAGGUGCUCGAUCUCUUCGGCUGGUUCGCGGCGAAGCUGGAGUGGACGAUCCUGUACGUGCUGGCGAGGGACGAGGAAGGGUACCUGGCGAGGGAGGCCAUCCGGCGCAUGUACGACGGGAGCCUGUUCGAGUACGUGGCCAGGCAGCGGGAGCAGCACGCCAAGAUGUCCUAGAUCGGUCUGUGGAUGCAUCGAGCUGAGCCUUUGUGCGGCAGUUGGGGGGUGCAUAGAUAGUGCUCUCCCAGCUUAGCUCUCUGAUCUUGUGCUUUUCUGUAGCAGAACAGAAACCAAACCACACCCCCAGAUGAAUGUCGCAUCUGUUUGUAAUUAACUUUUGUAUCUUGAAUCUUGAUGCGAGCUAGAGAAAUAAGAAUAAUGUGGGUGAUGCCGACGGUAUG
Oryza brachyantha (malo sina) is the source of this 1085-nucleotide messenger RNA. Its product is annotated as peroxygenase-like. The record is from RefSeq and is a predicted model, not a curated record. The transcript has 6 exons. The coding region runs from base 1 to 861 and encodes 286 amino acids. NCBI's taxonomy places the organism in Eukaryota, Viridiplantae, Streptophyta, Magnoliopsida, Poales, Poaceae. Gene Ontology annotation, molecular function: calcium ion binding; monooxygenase activity.